Molecule: messenger RNA, 4132 nt
Organism: Oryzias melastigma (Indian medaka)
Lineage: Eukaryota; Metazoa; Chordata; Actinopteri; Beloniformes; Adrianichthyidae
Gene: smcr8b
Product: Smith-Magenis syndrome chromosome region, candidate 8b
Exons: 6
Coding region: 422-3100 (892 amino acids)
Cellular component (GO): guanyl-nucleotide exchange factor complex
Molecular function (GO): GTPase activator activity
Source: RefSeq, a predicted model, not a curated record
GGACCCCGCGCGGGCAUAUGUCUGUCACAUGGACCGUUAGGAGGGAAGAGGCUCGUGUCUGCCGGUGUAAGAAGUCUCCAUGAUUGUUUUGAGCUGAGAGUCUACGUCGGGGGAAAAAAAAUGUUCAAAAAGAGGAACGGGACUCCCGGGACAAAGGUUGAGGAACCGUGUGACUGUCACCCGCAGGAGCCCGCACGCUUGUCGGUUACUGAAGAGGAAGCGGGCUGGUUUCUCCAGCUUCUAUAUCGACAGGAAUAAGUGCGCAGCAAGUUUUUAAACCCCCCUCCCGCUCGUUUGUGGUGGCGUCGCCCCGCUCGAACCGCUGACUCACCGGCAGCUGAGGCGGCUCAUGGCGGUGCUGUUGGAUCGCGGCCACUCCGCCGCCGCGUCCGAAUAGACCGCGGAUCCACCGGGGGGGACCAUGAUCGGCUCGCCGGACCUGCUGGCCUUCACCAGCGCGGAUGAGUUCGAGGAGGGCGGACGUGAGCAGGGUCUCCCCGAGGAGCUGUCGGUGCCCCUCUCACCCCCGCGUGACCCCUGGAGCACCAAGGCGCAGUUUCACCGAGACUUCAUCCUGGUGGCGGAAUUCUCCGAACAGGUGGGUCCAAAGCCUGUUCUCACCAUACCAGACGAUCAGCGCGUCAUCGGUUCAUUCGACCUCAAUCACUUCUCCGUUCGCAUCAUGUCGGUGGACUACCAGGCGUCGGGCCCCGGCCUCACCCCUCCUACCUCACCUGGUCCCCGCCUGAACUUCAGCGAGGACUCCAAGGUGAUCCUGGGAGACUCGGCGGAGGACGCGUUUGUGUAUGUACACCAUGUGACCCUGUAUGACCUGGAGACUCGGGGCAUGGUGCGACCUUUCUGCAUGGCCUACAUUUGCUCGGACCAGAUGAAGCUGAUGGAGAACUUCUGCGAGCUGUCGGCGGGCUUCUCUCAGGCGUCCGAGAGCCUCAAGACGGGAAACAGACAAGCGUUUUCAUCAGAGCUGCAGAGGAAGCUGCAGGAGCUCGAGUACAGACGGAGGACUCUGCUCCAGGAUGGAAACGGCUCCACAGAAGGUGGAAGGAAAAGCGAUGAUCUUGAAGGUGUAGAAAGGUCCAUCCUGAAUAACAGAGAGCUCCUUCGUCAGGUUAUGUCUUACCCAAACAGGAAGCUCGGGGAGCCGGACUUCCUGCCUUACGAUCCUGCUGACUCCCUCACAGAUCCCACCGCCCUUCUUCCAGUUGAGCCCUGCCCCUCCUCCCUGCUCACCUCCAUAACGUCAGAGCGCUCUCUGAAGCCGUUACAGGAACUCUGCAACGACUACUUCCUGUCCCUGAUGAAGGAGCAGUUAGUGGAUACCGAACGCCGUCUGCGCCGUGACAGGAGCGUCCUGAGAACCACCAGCAUCACCCAGUCACUGUCCAGGAAGCUGAGGCUCACAAACUUCCUGUUUGAGGCGUGGAGUCCAGAAGAUGCAGACGAGGAUGAAGGAAAAGGUGCGGAUGCGGCGACUCACAGAGCCGCGGGGGGCAAGAGCAGCCCUGAAGACAUUUACUCUGAACCCAACCGCAAGGAGGUGUUCUUCUCCUGCGUGGAGGAGCUGCCAAUCAAACUGGAGGCUGGAGAAGCAGGAAGGGUGACCCCUGACCCCUCCGCCACUGAAAUGACAGGGAGCGUGAGCAGCGGCGACAGCAUCGAAGUGCUGGGGACGGAAAAGUCUUAUCGGACUCAGCCGGGCGUGGUCGGCUCGGUCAGGAGAGAAGUGCAGCUGGGCAGGGUGGAUGUCUGCCUCCGGCAUGCAGCAGUGGACACAGGUGUCAGGCGUGUGCAGGCCAGUGCCAAACGUGCCAACAGCGAGGACAGCAUCGAAGUGCUGAGCACCACCGAGUCCAUAAUCCCUGAAGACCUCACCGCCAUCACAGAGGAGGAAGCAGAGGCUCUUUCUCUCACCAACGGCUUCGGAAACGAGGACUGCUCACUGAUGGGGUUCCUCAAGGAGCAGAGGGAGAACGCUGCUUCUGCUUCAGAGCCUGAUGAACCGUCCAGUGACGCAGAGGAGUCUUUGGGAGAUGGGAUGUGCUGUGACGGCAAGAGGGAGGAUACGAAUGCAGCGAGGAGCGACGAAAGCCAUGAAGAUCCCCUUCCAGAGCCGACGUCCAAACUGCUGCAAGCUGAAGCAGCGGUGGAGUCUGCGCCGCAGUGGCCGGAGGUCCGCCAAAGGAAGAGGCUGGUGCCUGACCUCCAUGUGAUCUUUGCCCCGCCUGUUGCCCCUGUAGACCUCGACCGUAGAUGCCUGCCGUCCCCCCCUCUGAGGCUGCUGAGCGUGGACGAGGCAUCGGACUGCACCAGCUUUACCAGCUCCUCCGACCCGCCCACCCCCACCCAAAGCCACCCCGGGAACCUUCAGACCAGCAAGAGGAGGAGAAGGAAAGCCGGCCUGAGAGCCCUCAGGUUCAUCAAGCAGCACUCGUUUUCCCAGCAUGCCGUGUUUUGUCUGCUGAGCGGCCGGCCGCUGGUUGUAAUGGGAGGAGACGAGGGUUUGGUGAGGAAGCUCGUGGACGCUCUGAGCCUCUUCGUGCCGUCCCCGGGCCACGACGGGGGCGCAGUGAUGCCGUGUUUGACCACGCCCCUUCAGCUGACAGACCUGCUCACCUGGAGACUCAUAGGAAUUCACAGAUCUUCUUCCAGCUCCUCAUCUGCCGUUCUUCAGUCUCUGAAUCAGUACAGGCGUUAUCUGGCUCUGCUGGACCUGGACAAGAGAACGCUGCAGUGUCCGUCCUACGCCGGCUCGCUCCUCGCCACUUUAGCCGACCCUCACACGGGCAUCAGCAGAGGCAUCACCUACCUGCAGCAUUUGGAGAGCUGCCUGUCUGCACUGGCCAACAGAGCCCUGCUGCACACUUUUGGAAUGGCGCCGUCUCAUCUGAACACGGCAGCAGGACUCGGAGGGACCGAGGAGGACGGGCUGCAGACAGGGCUACGCAGAAGUGACGGCGACCUGAGAGUGAUGAACUUCCUGUCCGAGCUCAUCAAGCAGCAGCAUGUGGGCCGAGGACCUCCAGUCCUCAUGUUUACUUACAGCUCAGUGCAGCUCCACAGAAACACAACGAAUGAAUGAAGAACAGAAAAGCUUUUUAAAGUGUUCCACAGUUUGAACGUGCUGUAAGCAUGUUGACGUAGAUAUAUCCAUAAUCACGGUCAGGCACUCCAGACUUACAAAAUGGGAAAUUAUGCAUAUUUGUGUAGCGCUUUUCUACCUUCAGCCCAAAGCGCUUCACAGUCACAGACCCAUUCACACAAGCACACUUUGAACCCACAAUCUUUAAAUCAGGAUUCGACCUCCCUACCGCUGCACCACAGCCACCAGGCCUUUCUGAGGAUUUUUAUAGGUUAACAGAAUUUUCAGAUGUAUUUAUAAAAUAUAUUUUUAUUACUUUCUACCAUGAAAACAUGUUUUAUAAUGACUAAAGAGGAGCCAAAAACCUUUUUCCAACAUUGAUAAUCUUUCAGGCCUCACAUUCUGAAGUUGAUGCUGCUUGAUUUUAGGUUCAGAAAACCAAGUAGACGUCUGACUAGAGAAAAAUUCACCUCAGGGACUAGAAUUUGAUUUUGUUUUUGCCACAAGAACAUAUUAAAAACACAAACUUUAGACAUUUUAAGUUUCUGUGAAAUGCAGGUUUGUAUUUCUGAUGUUAGCAAACCAAAACUUCAUAUUCUGUGAAGCUGUUUCACUUGUUUUAGUUGAUGGAUGAUGCAUUGUGGGAUUGAAGUGCACUUAAACUGGUGAAACAUUUUUAAUGGUAAUGCACUGGAAGAACUCAUGCCUUACUGACUUUCUGCUUUGGUUGUAAUGUUAUUUUGUGUCUUCACACCCCAAAAACCCUCAUAGCACUGAUUUGUUUCAUUAUUAAACAUUGUUUUAUUUAAAUAUAUUUAUAUUUUUGCACUUGCAAGCUGUUUUAGUUAAAAAAAAAAGCUGGAUUGUCAUUUUUUAGCUUUUGACAAAUUGUGUAAGUAGAACUAAAGAAUCACACGAGAAAUAAAAUGAAAAAGGACUCGCUAUGAAGUAAUUGAAAUGCUCAGAACAUAAGCAGCUGCAUAAUAGUCAGUGUGUGAUUUUUUUAGAAUAAAAGCAGCCACAUCAACUCAU